AGUUUGUCCAAGAUCGCGAACGCGCGCGACAACGAAAACGCAGCGAAAUCGAUCGAAAGAACGAAUAACGCCGAAGAGACAACACGAAAAUCCGAUAGCCGAAAAACGAAUACGCGAAAAUAACCAAAAAUAAAUAAAUUAAAAAGAAAUAUAUAAAAAAAGUACCGUUAACCAGCCGAAUGUCCAACAUCGUGUCCUGCAACAACAAAAACAACAACACAAAAGCAACGGGAAAAUUUUUUGAUCUUGAGCUUCAAACAACGAGUAAAAAGUGCGGAUGACAAUUUGUAUAGCAUAUAUAGUGUGUAUAUAUAUAUAUAUGUGUGUAUCGAAAAGUGCAACCAGCAGCAAAGUGUCUUGGUUUAAACAGAACAACAGUUAACACGCGUGUGUUAUCUAAUCAUAAAGCACUGAGCAAAAUAAUAAUAAUAUAAGAAAAUUAAAAGAAAAACAAAUCAAAGCAUUGAAAAGUUAAGGAAAAACUAAAAUAACGUACGCUCGGUUCGUCGUUUGUCGGUACGGUUCGGUUCGGUACGGAUCGGUUCAGUCGGUUCUGCGUCUGCAAGUUACAAAAAAAAAACAGAAAUCUUAACUCAAAUUUUAAUUAUAAUUUUUGUAUUAUAUCUUUUUUUUUCUGUUGCCAAAUUACUUGAUCUUUUUUUUUGUUGUGUGUGCAAAAAUUGUCAAAUUGCAAAAAUAAUCUGUUUGUAAUAUUGCAAAAAAAAAAAAGAAAAAAAGCAGAAAAGGCAAAUCUUAACGAAAAAUGGUGAACAACUUGACGAAUGCUGCCGCCUUGGCUACGGCCACAGGAACCGUGCAGACACUGGACAGCAGGCAAACAAUUGCCGGAGACACAGAUGCCAACACCAACACCAACACCAGCAGCAGCAACAGCAGCAACAGCAACAGCAGCAACACAUAUCAUUAUCAAAGCAAAUUGCAACAACUUCUUAUCAUCGCUUUGCUCCUUUGCCUGUCCAGCUGUCUGCCGCUAACGGUACAAGCGCGACGCCAUGCGCCGCUCAUGUUCGAGGAGUCCGACACGGCCAGGCGCUCCAAUAGACCAGCGGUUACCGAAUGUCAAUUUGGCAAAGUUCUGCGAGAAUUGGGCUCCACUUGGUAUGCGGAUUUGGGACCUCCAUUCGGCGUCAUGUAUUGCAUCAAAUGCGAAUGUGUUGCGAUACCAAAAAAGCGUCGCAUUGUUGCACGAGUCCAGUGUCGGAAUAUUAAGAACGAAUGUCCGCCCGCUAAAUGCGAUGAUCCCAUAUCAUUGCCCGGCAAAUGCUGUAAGACCUGUCCCGGAGAUCGUAACGAUACGGAUGUAGCAUUGGAUGUGCCUGUGCCCAGCGAGGAAGAGGAGCGCAAUAUGAAACAUUACGCGGCGCUGCUAACGGGACGCACAUCGUAUUUCCUCAAGGGUGAGGAGAUGAAAUCCAUGUAUACCACAUACAAUCCACAAAAUGUCGUUGCCACCGCACGCUUUUUGUUCCACAAAAAGAAUCUGUAUUAUUCGUUCUACACAUCCGCCAAAAUCGGCCGUCCACGUGCCAUACAAUUUGUGGAUGAUGCCGGCGUUAUACUGGAGGAGCAUCAAUUGGAGACGACUCUCAGUGGCACACUGAGUGUGUAUCAGAAUGCCACGGGCAAAAUCUGUGGCGUGUGGCGACGUGUGCCACGGGAUUAUAAGCGUAUACUACGUGACGACCGUUUGCAUGUAGUGCUCAUUUGGGGCAACAAGCAUCAAAUGGAAUUGGCCUUGGCUGGCAAAAUAGCCAAAUAUACGGCACUGCAAACGGAAUUGUUCAGUUCGCUGUUGGAGGCACCAGCGAUGGCCAAUGGUAAACCGGAUCCACAGUUAGCCGGUGCCGGUGGUACGGCCAUUGUUUCUACCAGCAGCGGUGCGGCAAGUUCCAUGCACCUCACGCUACUCUUCAACGGUGUCUUUGGCGUGGAGGAAUUCGCGGAUGCCGCCUUGAGUGUGCGCAUCGAAUUGCCGGAGCGUAAGGAGCUGAUCUUUGAUGAGGUGCCGCGAGUGCGCAAACCGUCCGCUGAAAUCAAUAUACUCGAACUAAGCUCACCCAUUUCCAUACAAAAUUUGCGUUUGAUGUCGCGCGGCAAGCUGCUCAUCACUGUGGAGUCCAAGAAGUAUCCGCAAUUGCGCAUACAGGGUCACAUUGUGACCCGGGCCAGCUGUGAGAUCUUUCAGACAUUGUUGGCACCCACACAUGGCGGUGAAAUCAGCACUCGGAGCAGCGGUUUGGCUUGGGUUUAUCUGAAUACGGAUGGCAGCUUGGCGUACAACAUUGAGACGGAUCAUGUGAAUACGCGAGAUCGUCCCAAUAUCAGUCUGAUUGAGGAGCAGGGCAAGCGCAAGGCCAAGCUGGAGGAUCUGACACCCAGUUUCAAUUUCAAUCAGGCCAUUGGCAGUGUGGAGAAGUUGGGACCCAAGGUCUUGGAGUCACUCUAUGCCGGCGAAUUGGGCGUCAAUGUGGCCACGGAGCAUGAGGCAAGUUUGAUACGUGGCCGAUUGGUGCCACGUCCGGUGGCCGAUGCACGUGACUCCGCUGAACCGAUACUGUUGAAGCAACAUGGCGAGUCGAUAACUGGGGCCAUGGGCAUGGCCUGGAUGUCCAUUGAUAAUGAGUGCAAUCUGCAUUACGAGCUGACGCUGAGUGGCGUGGCAAGUCAGCAGUUGCAGCUGUAUUUGGAGGAGAAGCCCAUUGAGGCAAUUGGCGCGCCAGUGACACGCAAACUGCUCGAGGAAUUCAGCGGCAAUUAUAUUGAAGGAUUUGUGCUGGGCAUGCCCUCAGCGGAGCUAAUAAAGCUGGAGACAAGUGUGUGCUAUUUGGAGUUGCAUGCGAAGCACAAUCAACAAUCAGCGUCAUCCUCAAUCAUGCUGCGUGGCAAGCUGAAGAGCACCAAGGUGCCAGCACAUUGUUUCCCCAGCUAUACGGAUAAUAAUGUGCCGGUGCCGGGCGAUCAUAAUGAUAAUCAAAUGUUGAAUGGCGAAACGAAAUGCUUUCACUCCGGACGCUUCUACAAUGAGUCGGAGUCGUGGCGCAGUGCACAGGAUACGUGCCACAUGUGUGCCUGUCAGCGUGGUCAGGCCAUCUGUGAGCUGAUCAAGUGUCCGGCCCUCAAGUGUAAGGCUGCCACCGAGCAGCUGUUGCAACGCGACGGCGAAUGUUGCCCCAGUUGUGUGGCAAGACGUGAAACUGCUGCCGAUUGGCAUGCCACGGCUGCCACGGCUGCUGGUGGUGAUCAUGGCCACAACACUUCGCCCGCUCUGAAUGCCACCGAUUUGUUGCAACAACGACGCGGCUGCCGUUUGGGCGAUCAAUUCCAUGCGGCGGGCGCCAGUUGGCAUCCGUUCUUGCCACCGAAUGGCUUCGAUACUUGCACCACCUGCAGCUGUGACCUGCUGACGCUGGAGGUGCGCUGCCCCCGCAUGUCGUGCCCCCCCUUGCAGUGCAGCGAGAAGCUGGCCUAUCGACCCGACAAGAAGGCAUGUUGCAAGGUCUGUCCGGAGGGCAAGCAGAGCAAUCACGGCAGCAAGCAUCAGCCGAACAAUCCCAAUGUGUUGCACGAUCAGGCCAUGCAACGUACCGCCGCCCAUAAUGCCGAGGAGGUACUUGCCGCCGGCGGUUGCAAGGUCGUCAAUAAGAUCUACGAAAACGGACAGGAGUGGCAUCCCAUUCUAUUGUCACAUGGCGAACAGAAGUGCAUCAAAUGCCGUUGCAAGGACUCGAAAGUGAACUGCGAUCGCAAGCGCUGCUCGAGAUCCACGUGCCAACAGACGCGUGUGUCGAACAAGCGACGUCUGUUUGACAAGCCCGGCAGUGAGUCGAAUGCGCAGCCGAUCGACGAAUGCUGCUCGACACAAUGCCGACGGUCGAGGCGACACCACAAGAGGCAGCCACAUCAUCAGCAACGUGCCACAAGCAGCUGAGCGAGCAACGAGUGGCAAGCAAUAUAAGAGAGGCAUCAACAGUUUGAGCACGUUGUGUGUGAGAGCGAGAAUUUUAGAGAAAAAGAGGAAGAGAGUGGGAGAUAAAAAGAGAAACUUGUAUUAUAUAAAACUGCAAACACACAGAGAGCGAGAAAAAGAACGAGAGAGUAUACGAAAGAGAACGAAGCGUUUCUUAAAAGAGAGAGA
Molecule: messenger RNA, 4156 nt
Organism: Drosophila innubila
Lineage: Eukaryota; Metazoa; Arthropoda; Insecta; Diptera; Drosophilidae
Gene: sog
Product: dorsal-ventral patterning protein Sog
Exons: 7
Coding region: 764-3949 (1061 amino acids)
Biological process (GO): multicellular organism development
Molecular function (GO): protein binding
Source: RefSeq, a predicted model, not a curated record